AUGAAGAAUUGUCCAGGAAUCUUGACAGCUCUUUUGGGGACGGAAAUAUUUGGCUUCAAUGUCGAAACUCAGCAGCCAGUGGAACAUAAAGGCGAUAUCGACAGUUACUUUGGCUUUUCUGCUGAUAUUGAUGACAGUAAAAGAAGAAAGAAAAUCCUUGUUGGAGCCCCAAAAUUCCAGGGGAAUGGAAGUGUAUACGAAUGUGACGUCAUCUUUGGCGAGAAUAGUUCUUGCACAAAACUUCAAGAUCCUGAGUACCUAGACCCGUACGGAAGCUAUGUUUCGUCGAAAAACUUGGUCCCGGACCGAGGGCAUCGAUUGCUUGGAGCAGCGGUGAAAUAUACCGAUGAUAGUGAGAAGAUCUACUGCGCGCCUGGAGAUGGCAAGUGGAAACAUGUUUAUCCAUACGACAGCUCAGAUCUGCAAGAAAAAGAAAUUGAUAAAUUCAUCACUGGAGAUGGCGACUUCAGAUUCCGUCGAUUUGGAUCGUGUUGGAUCGAUGACGAAAGAUACCAACUGAGCGACGAUGGCAAGGGAAAAGGAUGGAGAAUUAUUGAUCGAGAAAGAGAUGUCGUCAUUUCAGCACUAGAUACUUCAAAUGCAAAUGGUGUUCUUCUGAGCUACUCGUCGAUAAACUCCGGAGGGCGGAAGAUCUCGACGUCUCAACGGCUUAAAAAAAUUGUUCCAGGAGACGAGGUCUCGAGAAAAGAAGGGUUCAAAUCUGGUGCUGAUUUUCUCGAUAUUCCUUUUGGCCCAUCAAAGGGAAGACUUCUAGUUGGCGCGCCGCAAUUCGACGGAGUCACGAAAAAUGGAAUUGUUUUGAUUGCCGACGGCAGUAAAUUCCUCAAGCCAUCGGAUUUCUCCGACCUAGACGAGUUCUGCAUUCAAGCUGGACAACAGUUUGGCCAUUCUCUCGCCCUUGGGCAAAUUGAACCAAAUCAAAAAGCAUGGCUAGCAGUUGGAGCUCCUACUUGGUCAGAUCUUCAUCAUGUCAAGGCAAAUCUUGGGAAGGUCUAUGUUUAUGAAAUGACUGCAGAUGGAGAAUUCACGGCUAAAUUUGUCUUGGAAGGAGAUAAAGAUGAUCAGUACUUUGGAAACGCGCUUGUUGGUGGAAUCGAUCUGAAUUAUGACGGGUAUGAAGAUUUGAUUGUUGCGUCGAAAAACAAACUUUCUGUUUUCAAUGGAAACAAGGAAAAUCUUCUGAACACAGACAUUGACCCACAAGUCAUCCCAACUUCAUCAAUGACCCGGCAACUAACCGUUUCCCGAAAUCUCCUCCUUGCUGGAAUCCCUGAAGACUCGACCGUUAAAGUCUAUCGAACUCGGCCAGUCGUUGAAGUGACAUUCGAGCAAAAAAUGAAAGACGACUUGAUUCCUGUUUCGACAAAACCAGUAUCAGAGACAAUUAUUGACUGGCAAGCUUGCGCAGAGUUUGUAGAAAAGAGCGCGAGAAAUCGUGAUGGUAGCGAAGUUACUCUUGCAGGAUCAACCGUCUCAAUCAAACUGGACAGCAAAUAUUCCUCCCCUCGAUUAACCUACAAAAACAAGUCCGAAUUUGACCUUCCGCUCCGAAAAGAAGGAUCAAAAAUGUGCACCAAAGAGAUCAAAAUGACCGUCACAAGCACGCAACUUUCGUCAAAAAUCCGCCCUAUUGUUGUCAGCGCAAAAGUCAAUGCAAACAUUCCAGAGGGGAUCAUGGCGCCAAUAUUGAGCCCCAUUUCGCAAAUUGAAGUUGACAGAGAGCUAGAAUUCGAUAGAAACUGUCCGCCAGAUAAUUUAUGCAAUUCUAAGUUGCAAGCAGAAAAUGAUGUUACAAUCAACCAGCCAAAUCUCGCCGCCCGCACCCAGAAACUCACGAAUUCUAUCAUCAUGGACACAAAAAACGUCGUUACAGUCACAAGUUUACUCAAGGUCGGUCCCCAACAAAGCUACGGAGCUGUUCUUGAAUAUGUUCAUCCUCUUAUCACCGCUAAUACGACUGCUUACACGGAGGGCAGUCAAAAUUGUGAACAAAAAGAUGGAGUCAGAACUUGUCAAAUCGGAAACCCGCUUCGGCCGGGAGACUACAGAUUUGAGACCACUUUUACUUUCGAUGAUCCGAGGGCUAGAGAAGAAAUGUCAAAACUUCAAGUCAACUUUUUGAACGAAAACAAGCGACCUCAACCCUCUGAAUUUGAGAUCGAUAUUCCAAAUGCCAUCGUUCACAAUCUUCCUCUCAAGUCAAAGACCUACAUCAAAUCUGGCGAGUUUCCUGAUGAGCCAGUGAGCAAGGCGUUCUACAAUGACGAAACAGAAGGGAUCGGUAGAAGCACUUUGAAAUUCGAAGUGAAUUUUCAAAUCUUCAAUCUUGGCCCCGCGAGCUUUAGAAAUGUCUUUGAACGGGUCAAAGCUUUUUAUCCAAGCUCUUUCAAGACCGAACACGGGGAUAAAUUGAAAGUCCUAACUCCUACUUCGAUGAAACUUCAGCAAACUCAAGGGAAAGAUAUCCUGACAACUGUUAAUUGUGAGCAUCAAAAAGCCAAGAAAUCGAAGAAAGCUGCUGCGGUGGAGCCAACAGUCCACUAUCAAGAUUAUAGCUGCGAAAAUUCUCUUUCCUGCGAUCAAAUCACGUGCCCGAAGCCACCACGACCAAUUGACUUCAAAGAUGGCCACCGGCUAACUUUAAAGGUCGAAUUUGAUGUACAUGAAGACUUGUUUUUUGUUGUCAGCAAUCACUCGAGGAUUUUUACGAGAUUAGACUUUGACGUUCAUGAAGAGGACUUUAUUUAUGGCUUUGGAGCACAAGCUUUUUCGAAAACAAUAACAAACGAACUCCAAGUCCAACUGAAGAGUCUUUCACGGACCGAAUCCAUUCCAUUUUGGGUAAUUAUUGUCGCCGCUCUCGGCGCGUUCCUUAUUAUUUUGAUCGUCGUCCUUAUCAUGUGGAAGAAGAAAUGCUUUGAAUACGGCCCAAAGACGACGCAAGCCACCACCUCGAAGGCUGAAACUGCCCCGAUGCUACAGGCGAAAACUGAAGAUAUUCAGUGA
Molecule: messenger RNA, 3027 nt
Organism: Oikopleura dioica
Lineage: Eukaryota; Metazoa; Chordata; Appendicularia; Copelata; Oikopleuridae
Source: the annotation of a GenBank genome assembly